Molecule: messenger RNA, 2022 nt
Organism: Ailuropoda melanoleuca (giant panda)
Lineage: Eukaryota; Metazoa; Chordata; Mammalia; Carnivora; Ursidae
Product: huntingtin-associated protein 1-like
Exons: 9
Coding region: 736-2022 (428 amino acids)
Biological process (GO): protein targeting; vesicle transport along microtubule; neurogenesis
Cellular component (GO): cytoplasmic vesicle; dendrite; mitochondrion
Molecular function (GO): myosin binding; signaling receptor binding
Source: RefSeq, a predicted model, not a curated record
GACAGACACUCUCUGAGCACUGCCGGCCACCGGAUAAGGGAUGAUCUGGGGCCGCGUGGGACGAGGUCGGAGGAGUCUUCCCCGGGGAGACCUCUAAGCACGGUCUCCAGGAAGAACAGGUGUCUGCCGGGGUGGAAGGAAGUGGGCAAAGCGAAUGAGGGCUGGAGGUAAAGCACAAGGAAGGGUAAUAAGACAAAGAAAUAAGAAAGAGGGCUGUCGAGCGGCUGGAGCACGGGGGUGUGAGCGCAGGGACCGGUGUGGGACGCGCCAGACUGGGCGGCGCGUUGAAACCAUCCUGGGGUUUGGAUUCAUCUCCCAGCUCCCUGGAAAGCACAACACAGUCCUAACUCCCAGUCCAGCGUGCGCAGCCGGCAACCCCCGCGGAAGCGGAGGGAUGGGGUGUCCCCAGCUAGGGACCUCGAAGUCUCUGUAUGCGAAUUCCUGGGAACUGAGAUUUGGGGCAGAACCAUUCUUGGGAGGUGGAGAGGGGAGGAGUGGCCCUGCACUCGGAACCCGAGCCCACGGAACCUGCUGGAACCGCCGCUCGACUCUUCUCCUCAUUCUGAUUUUUGCGCUCUGCUUCUCCACCAAGAGUUCCACUCACACGCGACCCGCAGUCCCGGGCCCCACUGGCAGCUCCCGGCCGCCCACUCCCGCGCGUGGUACGGCCCGCGGGCGCCCACUCCGGGCGCUGGUUAUAAAGGCCCGGCGGCUGCAGCCGACUGCGGACUCAAGAUGCGUCCUAAGGGGUCGGGGCCCGGCUACGUGAGGCACCGGUUCAGACCCCGGGAUCCGGCGGGAGUCAGCCUCGCACCCCCACUCGCAGCCAAUCCCACUCCAGAGCCCUCUGCACAGGUGGCACCCGCCCCUGCGCGGGCACCCGCGGCCAGACAGGGAGCAGGAUCCAGAUCCCCAUCCGUCUCGGGACGCCCAGCCGGAGCUCGCGCGACCUCCAAGGCUGGAUCGGCGACAGGACCCCCACGCGCAUCCGCAUUCUCAGUCGCCCAGGGGAAUGCCCAGUCCGUGCACGGCAACUCGGAUGCGCCACGGACCCGCUUCAUGUUCCAGGGGCCCGUUGGUCCCCGGGCCACUGGCCUGGGGACUGGAAAGGCGGCGGGCAUCUGGAAGACGCCGGCCGCCUACAUCGGCCGUCGGCCUGGGGUGUCUGGCCCGGAGCGCGCAGCCUUUAUCCGGGAGCUGGAGGAAGCGCUGUGCCCUGACCGACCCCCGCCAGUCAAGAUCACCCAAGAAGAUGUCAAACUGAUGUUAAAUCUUCUAGAGGAGAGGGAGCGGGACCUCCAUAUGGCGGCUCGCAUUGGCCAGUCCCUGGCGAAACGGAACAGUGUUCUGAUGGAGGAGAACAGCAAGCUGGAAGCCAUGCUGGGCUCAGCCAGGGAGGAGAUUUUACACCUCAGACACCAGGUGAGCUUGCGAGAUGAUCUCCUCCAGCUCUACUCCGACUCGGAUGAGGACGAAGAGGAGGAGGGAGAGGAGGAGGAGGAGGAGGAGGAAGAGGAGGAGGAGGAGGAGGAGGAGGAAGAGUGGCAGCGUGAUCAUCUCUAUGGAGCCUCUGAGCCGACUUCUGUGUGGGAGUCAAGGCACCAGUGCCCGCAGCUGGAAACCCUGCAGGAGCAGCUGCAGCAGCUGCAGGCGGAGAACGAGCAGCUGAGAGAGGAGGCCUCUCACCUGGACGCCGUUGAGGAGGAGGAGCAGAAGCUCAUCCUGGAUUGUGUGGAGCAGUUUUCCGAGGCCAGCCAGCAGAUGGCCGAGCUGUCGGAGGUGCUGGCGCUCAGGAUGGAGACCCACGACCAGCAGCGGAGGGAGGUCACCCAGCUGCGGACCCAGGUCCUGACGCUGCAGCGGUGCUGCCAGACGUACGGAGCCGAGACGGAGAAGGUGAAGCAGCAGCUGGCGUUGGAGAAGGAAAUCCAGAUGCGGCUCCAGGAUGAGGUGAAGCCCCCCCCCCCCCCCCCCCCCCCCCGGGGGGGACACCUGGCCUCCAAGGCACAUUGUCAGCACUAG